Messenger RNA from Rhopalosiphum maidis (corn leaf aphid), 1873 nucleotides. RefSeq names its product cytokine-inducible SH2-containing protein-like. Gene Ontology annotation, cellular component: phosphatidylinositol 3-kinase complex. The record is from RefSeq and is a predicted model, not a curated record. Gene Ontology annotation, molecular function: 1-phosphatidylinositol-3-kinase regulator activity. The coding region runs from base 691 to 1752 and encodes 353 amino acids. Lineage: Eukaryota; Metazoa; Arthropoda; Insecta; Hemiptera; Aphididae. Gene Ontology annotation, biological process: intracellular signal transduction; phosphatidylinositol phosphate biosynthetic process. The transcript has 3 exons.
CGGAGGAGCGAUUGUCGGGUCGGUCGACGGACGGACGACAUCGCGGAGACACCGCCACGCCGGUGGUAAAGAACCUCCACUAUAUAAUAUUGUAGUCAGUACUGGACCGGCACGCGAACCGUCUCGGCGUGGUUUAUUCGAACCGGCCCGUCCGUCGAAAAUAAUAUUAUGUUAUUUCGUAUACAUUUCGUCAUUGUGCCGGCGCACGUUUCCGUUUCCGCCCACGCGUUUGCAUUGUGUGUUAUGUGAAAAAUGUUUAAUAAUAAUAAUUAUUAUUGUUAUUGUUUAAAUUAUAACAAUAGUACGGCGGUUAUCAAUUGAAAUUUAUUAAAUCGUUUUGAGUAUUUUUUUUUUUUUUUUCGUUUUUCCGUCUAACAAUGUAGCCUACUCGAUGCGCACUCGACUUAAUCCGAUAAUACUGCCGAAGAAUACACUUCUUUUAUCUUUUCACACUCUUCGGUUCGACAACGACUUAUAAAUCUAUCGGUGUUUUUUUUUUUACGGACUACAAACACCCAUUACAGAAGUUAAAACCAAAAAUGUGGAAAAGCGAUCUCACGAAGACUUGAUGAUAAAUUCAAAUCUGUUUCCAGAAUUCUUAUCGCUUCAUUAUUUAUUUUCAAUCGUGGCGGCAAUCGUACAGGCACUACUUCCGUGCGCGAGUCAUUGUCGUCGGCCGCAGUUCGGUGUAUGGGCCAUGGGCAGAAGAUGUUAAACACUCCGUGCUGGAAAACGGGCCGGCCGGAUAACGGGAACAAUGGCGGCGCUGCAGUUGUUGCAUCGCCCGCGGCCGUGCUCCAGGACGCGGACAAGUCAAUGCGAUUGCAGGCCUGCUGGAUCCGGUUGUGGGACAGGUGGGCGUGCGAACAACGAAACGUGGUUCUGUACCAGAUGCACAUCAAUCACGCGCUGUCUCGAGAACGGUCCAAGCUAACGCUGGCCGGCGGCCGGGUGGUAUCGUGCAAGCGUAUUAAGCAGCAGCAGCAGCAGGCGGAACCGUCGGAUUCCCUGUGUUGUGGCACGACCGCGACGACGCUGCAGCCGUGUACGACCGCCGUCGGGUCCACCGCGGUGCAUCUCGCCAGCAGGUGCAUCGGUUUGUCGAAUGACGUCGACGACUACGACGACGUCACCGCCGCCGCUUCGGUCGCGUCGCCCACCGCGUCGGACGCCUCGGGCGCCCGUGACCUCCGCGUGCUGUCUACGGCUGUCGACCGACUCCGGGCGUCCGGUUGGUACUACGAGGGCGCCGAGGCACAAGCGCGGGCCGCGGAAGCGCUGGUCUGCAUGCCCGCCGGCCGGUUUUGCGUUCGCGAUUCCAGACACUCGGAACACCUGUUCACGAUGGACGUGCAGACCGGUCGCGCCGGCGAGUCCCGGCUGAUGAGCGUCCGGUUCACGUACGCGGACGGCGUGUUCGGGCUGGACUCGAUGCCGCGGCGCGCCGACGCCCUCCGCGUCCCGAAGUUCCGGUGUCCGAUCGAACUGAUCGACUACUACGUCCGGCUGUCCCGGAUCGGGGCCGUCCGCCAGAUGCUCGUGUACCCCGUGUGGAUCGACCAGUGUGGCCAGUUCUUCUCGUGGAUGAACCUUCGCCGGCCGAUGGUCAAGACCACCGACACCGGGUUCCCGUCGCUGAAGCACAUGGCCCGGCUGGUCAUCAACCGGCACAAGCGUCUCAUCACCAUCACUCCCACGUCUCUGCCAAACGAACUGAUCGAAUAUUUACUACAAUAUCCGUAUAGCCUGUGAUUAUAAUAUUAUAAUAUGAUAUAAUUAUUUUCCACGUCGUGUCUACGUUACAUUUUUACUAUUAUUACUUUAAUUAUUAUUUUUACUGUCAUUCUUGAUUUAUUAUUCUUAGGUUUACGAU